Molecule: messenger RNA, 7528 nt
Organism: Symphalangus syndactylus (siamang)
Lineage: Eukaryota; Metazoa; Chordata; Mammalia; Primates; Hylobatidae
Gene: DLC1
Product: DLC1 Rho GTPase activating protein
Biological process (GO): signal transduction; regulation of Rho protein signal transduction; actin cytoskeleton organization
Cellular component (GO): focal adhesion; membrane raft
Molecular function (GO): GTPase activator activity; protein binding; lipid binding
Source: RefSeq, a predicted model, not a curated record
AGCCUGAAUUUAGUAGACAGAAGUCACUAGGAAUGCCUUGACAGUAUCCUGCCUUAGCUAAGGCUCCCUCCAGCUGCAGAGGGUGUUUUUGUUAGUAUCACAAGCUGCGUGAAACUGCUCAGAAUAGAGCCAUGAUCUCAACCACGAAAUGGGAACUUAGAUUUUGGAGAAACUAACGGGGACGGACUUCUUUCCUAGCCUGAGUGCUGAGCAGUGUCAUGCCUUGGCGUUUCAGCUCCUCGUUGUCUAGGUGGUGAAAUGACAGAACUCAUUCCCUUCUUCGAUUGGUGACUUUGAAAUAAUCUUUCAUCAAGUUCCAUCUCCUUUACCCUCAUAUGGAAUAUAUCUCUCUGUCUGUUGUUAAACUACGAUGACAUGUCUGUAGCUAUCAGAAAGAGAAGCUGGGAAGAACAUGUGACCCACUGGAUGGGACAGCCUUUUAAUUCUGAUGAUUGUAACACAGCAUGUCAUCAUGGACUAGUAGCUGACAGCUUGCAGGCAAGUAUGGAAAAAGAUGCAACUCUAAAUGUGGACCGCAAAGAAAAGUGUGUUUCACUACCUGACUGCUGUCAUGGAUCAGAGCUGAGAGAUUUUCCUGGGAGGCCAAUGGGUCAUCUUUCAAAGGAUGUGGAUGAAAAUGACAGCCAUGAAGGUGAAGAUGAGUUUCUUUCUCUGGAAGCCAGCACAGAAACACUAGUGCAUGUUUCUGAUGAGGAUACCAAUUCUGAUUUAUGCCUUACAGAUGAUAAACAGGUUUCAAAUACCCAAGGGCAUAAAACAUCAGGCCAACAUAUGAUCGAAGGAGCAGGCUCCUUAGAAAAGGCACUGCCCAUCAUACAAAGUAACCAAGUUUCUUAUAACUCCUGGGGAAUAGCUGGUGAAACUGAAUUAGCACUGGUAAAAGAAAGUGGGGAGAGAAAAGUUACUGACUCUAUAAGUAAAAGCCUGGAGCUUUGCAAUGAAAUAAGCUUAAGUGAAAUAAAAGAUGCACCCAAAGUAAAUGCAGUUGAUACUUUGAAUGUGAAAGAUAUUGCACCUGAGAAACAAUUGCUUAAUUCUGCUGUAAUUGCUCAGCAACGAAGGAAACCUGACCCCCCUAAAGAUGAAAAUGAAAGAAGCACCUGCAAUGUAGUACACGAUGAGUUCUUGGAUAUUACUUGCACAAACAGAGGACUGCCAUUAUUAGAAACAGAUUUUGGAAGCUGCCUUCUGCAGCCUCCUUCCUGCCUCAAUGGAAUGUCAGCUGAAAAUGGCCUGGAGAAGAGUGGUUUUUCACAACAUCAAAACAAAAGUCCACCACAGGUCAAGGCAGAAGAUGGCAUGCAGUGUUUACACUUAAAGGAGACCCUGGCCACCCAGGAACCCACAGAUAACCAAGUCAGACUUCGUAAGAGAAAGGAAGUAAGAGAAGAUCGAGAUAGGGCGCGGCUGGACUCCAUGGUGCUGCUGAUUAUGAAACUGGACCAGCUUGAUCAGGACAUAGAAAAUGCCCUCAGCACCAGCUCCUCUCCAUCGGACACACCAACAAACCUGCGGCGGCACGUUCCUGAUCUGGAAUCAGGAUCUGAAAGUGGAGCAGAAACCAUUUCAGUAAAUCAGACACGAGUAAAUUUGUCUUCUAACACUGAGUCCAUGGACCUCCCAUCUUCCACCCCGGUGGUCAAUUCUGGAACGAAACCCAAGACUACGGCUAUUCCAGGUAUUUCAGAGAAGGAAAAGGCUGAAAUUGAAGCCAAGGAAGCUUGUGAUUGGCUACGGGCAACUGGUUUCCCCCAGUAUGCACAGCUUUAUGAAGGGUGCAUUUGCACAAGUUACAUUUGGGGUCCCUUCAUGUUCCCAACUCUUUUGAAGCAUAAGCCUACUUUUGGGGUACACUGCGUAUUGUUCUGGGCCAUCGCCUCCCCCCGUUUUUCCUGCCACUGUUUGCUGGAUUUCCUGUUCCCCAUCGAUAUCUCCUUGGUCAAGAGAGAGCAUGAUUUUUUGGACAGAGAUGCCAUUGAGGCUCUAUGCAGGCGUCUAAAUACUUUAAACAAAUGUGCGGUGAUGAAGCUAGAAAUUAGUCCUCAUCGGAAACGAAGUGACGAUUCAGACGAGGAUGAGCCUUGUGCCAUCAGUGGCAAAUGGACUUUCCAAAGAGACAGCAAGAGGUGGUCCCGGCUUGAAGAGUUUGAUGUCUUUUCUCCAAAACAAGACCUAGUCCCUGGGUCCCCAGACGACUCCCACCCAAAGGACGGCCCCAGCCCCGGAGGCACGCUGAUGGACCUCAGCGAGCGCCAGGAGGUGUCUUCCGUCCGCAGCCUCAGCAGCACUGGCAGCCUCCCCAGCCACGCGCCCCCCAGCGAGGAUGCUGCCACCCCCCGGACUAACUCCGUCAUCAGCGUUUGCUCUUCCAGCAACUUGGCAGGCAAUGACGACUCUUUCGGCAGCCUGCCGUCUCCCAAGGAACUGUCCAGCUUCAGCUUCAGCAUGAAAGGCCACGAAAAAACUGCCAAGUCCAAGACGCGCAGUCUGCUGAAACGGAUGGAGAGCCUGAAGCUCAAGGGCUCCCACCACAGCAAGCACAAAGCGCCCUCAAAGCUGGGGUUGAUCAUCAGCGGGCCCAUCCUGCAAGAGGGGAUGGAUGAGGAGAAGCUGAAGCAGCUCAACUGCGUGGAGAUCUCUGCCCUCAACGGCAACCGCAUCAACGUCCCCAUGGUACGAAAGAGGAGCGUUUCCAACUCCACGCAGACCAGCAGCAGCAGCAGCCAGUCGGAGACCAGCAGCGCGGUCAGCACACCCAGCCCCGUUACCAGGACCCGGAGCCUCAGUGCCUGCAACAAGCGGGUGGGCAUGUACCUAGAGGGCUUCGAUCCUUUCAGUCAGUCAACAUUUAACAACGUGAUGGAGCAGAACUUUAAGAACCGCGAGAGUUACCCAGAGGACACAGUGUUCUACAUCCCUGAAGAUCACAAGCCUGGCACUUUCCCCAAAGCUCUCACCAAUGGCAGUUUCUCCCCCUCGGGGAAUAACGGCUCUGUGAACUGGAGGACGGGAAGCUUCCACGGCCCUGGCCACAUCAGCCUCAGGAGGGAAAACAGCAGCGACAGCCCCAAGGAACUGAAGAGGCGCAAUUCUUCCAGCUCCAUGAGCAGCCGCCUGAGCAUCUACGACAACGUGCCGGGCUCCAUCCUCUACUCCAGUUCAGGGGACCUGGCGGAUCUGGAGAACGAGGACAUCUUCCCCGAGCUGGACGACAUCCUCUACCACGUGAAGGGGAUGCAGCGGAUAGUCAACCAGUGGUCGGAGAAGUUUUCUGAUGAGGGAGAUUCGGACUCAGCCCUGGAUUCGGUCUCUCCCUGCCCAUCCUCUCCAAAACAGAUACACCUGGAUGUGGACAACGACCGAACCACACCCAGCGACCUGGACAGCACAGGCAACUCCCUGAAUGAACCGGAAGAACCCUCCGACAUCCCGGAAAGAAGGGAUUCUGGGGUUGGGGCUUCCCUAACCAGGUCCAACAGGCACCGACUGAGAUGGCACAGUUUCCAGAGCUCACAUCGGCCAAGCCUCAACUCUGUAUCACUACAGAUUAACUGCCAGUCUGUGGCCCAGAUGAACCUGCUGCAGAAAUACUCACUCCUAAAGCUAACGGCCCUGUUGGAGAAAUAUACACCUUCUAACAAGCAUGGUUUUAGCUGGGCCAUGCCCAAGUUCAUGAAGAGGAUCAAGGUUCCAGACUACAAGGACCGGAGUGUGUUCGGGGUCCCACUGACGGUCAACGUGCAGCGCACAGGACAGCCGUUGCCUCAGAGCAUCCAGCAGGCCAUGCGAUACCUCCGGAACCAUUGUUUGGAUCAGGUUGGGCUCUUCAGAAAAUCGGGGGUCAAGUCCCGGAUUCAGGCUCUGCGCCAGAUGAAUGAAGGUGCCAUAGACUGUGUCAACUACGAAGGACAGUCUGCUUAUGACGUGGCAGACAUGCUGAAGCAGUAUUUUCGAGAUCUUCCUGAGCCACUAAUGACGAACAAACUCUCGGAAACCUUUCUACAGAUCUACCAAUAUGUGCCCAAGGACCAGCGCCUGCAGGCCAUCAAGGCUGCCAUCAUGCUGCUGCCUGACGAGAACCGGGAGGUUCUGCAGACCCUGCUUUAUUUCUUGAGCGAUGUCACAGCAGCCGUAAAAGAAAACCAGAUGACCCCAACCAACCUGGCCGUGUGCUUAGCACCUUCUCUCUUCCAUCUCAACACCCUGAAGAGAGAGAAUUCCUCUCCCAGAGUAAUGCAAAGAAAACAAAGUUUGGGCAAACCAGAUCAGAAAGAUUUGAAUGAAAACCUAGCUGCCACUCAAGGGCUGGCCCAUAUGAUCGCCGAGUGCAAGAAGCUUUUCCAGGUUCCUGAGGAAAUGAGCCGAUGUCGUAAUUCCUAUACCGAACAAGAGCUGAAGCCCCUCAGUCUGGAAGCACUCGGGCACCUGGGUAAUGAUGACUCAGCUGACUACCAACACUUCCUCCAGGACUGUGUGGAUGGCCUGUUUAAAGAAGUCAAAGAGAAGUUUAAAGGCUGGGUCAGCUACUCCACUUCGGAGCAGGCUGAGCUGUCCUAUAAGAAGGUGAGCGAAGGACCCCCUCUGAGGCUUUGGAGGUCAAUCAUUGAAGUCCCUGCUGUGCCAGAGGAAAUCUUAAAGCGCCUACUUAAAGAACAGCACCUCUGGGAUGUAGACCUGUUGGAUUCAAAAGUGAUUGAAAUUCUGGACAGCCAAACUGAAAUUUACCAGUAUGUCCAAAACAGUAUGGCACCUCAUCCUGCUCGAGACUACGUUGUUUUAAGAACCUGGAGGACUAAUUUACCCAAAGGAGCCUGUGCCCUUUUACUAACCUCCGUGGAUCACGAUCGGGCACCUGUGGUGGGUGUGAGGGUUAAUGUGCUCUUGUCGAGGUAUUUGAUUGAACCCUGUGGGCCAGGAAAAUCCAAACUCACCUACAUGUGCAGAGCUGACUUAAGGGGCCACAUGCCAGAGUGGUACACAAAAUCUUUUGGACAUUUGUGUGCAGCUGAAGUUGUAAAGAUCCGGGAUUCCUUCAGUAACCAGAACACCGAAACCAAAGACACCAAAUCUAGGUGAUCACUGAAGCAAAGCAACCGCUUCCACCACCAUGGUGUUUGUUUCUAGAACCUUUGCCAGUCCUUGAAGAAUGGGUUCUGUGUCUAAUCCUGAAACAAAGAAAACUACGAGCUGGAGUGUAGGAAUUGACUAUUGCAAUUUGAUAUAUUUUUAAAGCUGCUUCCUGUUUGUUGAGGGUCUGUAUUCAUGGACCUUGACUGGAAUAUGUAAGACUGCAAAAAAAAAAAAAAAAAGUAUGUGUAUUGUUAUUCAAAUUGCUUCUGAGAAGCAAAACUCUUUAAAUACAUUAUGGAAGAUAAUGAAGAUACUUCAUUCUCUUGUGAUACCGGUGUAUGCGUACUGUGUUGCUUUAUUUGCAGUGUGUUGAGGGACUGGUGUAUCCACUGGAAUAGUUGGUACUCUUUGACAUGUUUUCUCACCAAGAUGAGCAAAGAAAGGUUUGCACAGAGGAGUGUGAAUGUGUGUUUGUUGCUGGCUGAAUGGCAAUAGAUGUCUAAGGUGGAUUCAGUGUCUGGCACACUGAGACACCUCCAAGAAGGAGAUUGAUGCGUCAGGUUCAGUUUAACCUGGAAUAUCUGACUACCCCUGAAUCCACCCAGAAAGGGGGCCCAACACCCUUGUCCAUUUAUGGGUUUUUUUUUUUCCAAGUUAUUAAGCAUAUUCCUUCUCCACCAACCUCUUCUGUACUUUGAUUGUAAUAGAUUGGCUCUUACACCCAUUCCAAAUGCAGUUUAUUUUUAGACCCGAUUGCAAAUAGUGAUGUAGUUUUAACCAGUAUGGAUUAGUUUAGGGAUGAACUGCUCCCUCCAGCCUUACUGGCUCUGAUCCACAGAGUUUUGUUUUUUGUUUAAGUCGAGAUAUAAAAACUGAACACGGUAACACUUACUCUUAAAUCAAGCAUCAAAAACUCUUCCCUGUUAGAAUUCUUUGCAUUUUUGUGUUUGUAACAGAAACGCCUUAAGAUACUAUGUUUGGGAAUAUAGGAAACUAUGUGUGUCCCAAGGAAAUCCCUAUAAAUUUAACCCACCUACGAAAGGCUUUUUCCCCUGCCUUUGGUUGUUAACGGCAUUCCUGAAAGCCACAUGUGUUUAUUCACUGGGCUUGUUCUUAUCAGCAAAUAGGUUUUCUGGUUUUAUGACUUUUUGUCUUAUUUUAUUUUUCCUACAUUUUUUUUUUUUUUCCUUUAGAAUGCCCUUGAAAUAUAUUUAAGUGGUAAUGAAAAAUAGUAAUCAUAGUAAAACACAAGAAGAAGAAAACCAACCCAAACCAGUGAAGUUUUUUAGAACGUUUAGAAGGGUGGUCUUUAUUCAGGUUUUACUGUAAUGGUAAGGAUUGACUCAAGAGACAGUAUUAGUAAAUUUAUUUUGUAUGGAUCAAAAGUGAAUCACGUAUGAAUGAGAGCUGUAAGAAGGAUUUUUAUUUUGUUAUAAUUUAGUUACCAUUUUCAGUGUUAUUUCAAAGGUUCUUUGAAGAAUUUUGGGGCAGGGCGUCAGAUUAGAGUUUUAAAAUUUGAGUAUUUUGGCUAUCAGUGUUCCUUAUGAAGAUAUACAUGGAUAUUCAAUUUUGAUGGCUUCCAGAUUUGUAAGAUUGUAUGUUGUAUAUACCAUUCUAUUAAGAAACAUGUCCACUGUGCUUUCAAACAUAGAUAAAGCAUGAUAAAGAUUAUUAUUUAAGAUAUACUUGUAUUUAUACCUCAGAUAUUCUUUUGGGUUUUGUACCUCAAGGCUUUUUUCUUCUUAUUGUAAAUACACUUUACGUGAAUACAGUCUAAGUGAAGAAAAUAAAUAAAAGGAAGAGGUUUAUAACUUGCUCUAUAUCUGUACAGAAUAUAAUCAAUAAGUGCACUAUUAUUAAAUGUUUAAAGUAAGGGAAAAGUCUGGGCUGCCUUCCUUAAUAUUGCAUCUCACUCCCACUCUUAAAACCACAGAUUGCAAAGCAUAGCAUUUUAGCAUCAACUACAAUCAAAAGAGCAAUUAGCUGAAGGAAAAAUCGGACUGCAAAUCAUUCCAAGGCCAAACUGCAACUGAGCCACCCACUCCCAAACAGGAAACCCUGGUGAAGGUUCAGGAAGCACAGAGAUUCUCUCCAAACAAAGGUCCAGUUAGGAAACGACGCUGAGAGGAAUGAUGAGAACGUGCAACAACAGAAAGAUGCUCCCAAGCAGAGUCAGGGUCACUGAUGAAUGCCACAAAAGGUCUCUUUCCCACUGUUCAAUUUGACAAGAGGAGAAUUUGAAGGAUAUGAACAUUUUCAAGAACUCUGCUGAGGUCACUUAGAGCGCCAUCACAACUUAUUUGUGUGACUAAUUGCCUAGAUUGUAAGCUCUUUGAGGGCAGUGCUCGUCUCCUACACAUCUUUAUAAUCCCCUGCAGCGGCUUUCAGUAUUUUGUACUUAUAGGCACCUAAUAAAUUUAUUAUUUGCUAAACUGAA